This is a messenger RNA of Polyodon spathula (Mississippi paddlefish), 1910 nucleotides long. Its product is annotated as tomoregulin-2-like. The record is from RefSeq and is a predicted model, not a curated record. Gene Ontology annotation, molecular function: protein binding. Lineage: Eukaryota; Metazoa; Chordata; Actinopteri; Acipenseriformes; Polyodontidae. The coding region runs from base 411 to 1736 and encodes 441 amino acids. The transcript is spliced from 11 exons.
CGGUGAAUCAGAUUAAGCGAGAUUCCGAACGAAGGGAAGAGACAGGGAGAGACGGCGGCGUUUAACUAACUUGCUGCUCGAAGCACAGAUACAGUUCAACUUCAAAUGCAGAGAGAGUAGGCUGUGCAUCCAGCCUCUGCAUGGCGCUUUCCCAUAGAGGAACGUACAGCAAGACUUCGCCAGUUUGGAUUUAUUAAGAGUGCAUGGUAUAUAUGUAAUACUCCCUGUCUACUUCCCUACCCACCUCGCCCCCACCCUUACCCUCGCCCCUUAAACACCACAACCCACCUACAACACCUGCCCGGGCGGAUCAUCCUCGGAUGGGGCUCGCUGUCUUGUUCGGAAGAUGCUGGUGUUACAGCGGGGGAGCUCAGUACUGCUAGGACCGGAGUUGUUGCUGUUUCUUCUGCAUGUCCCCGAGUUCUGCCAGCGCCGCUUUUAUUUUGGGGGCAGGCUGCUGGUUUGAAAUGAGAUUCUUCACAGCAGCGGCGGCACUGCCGGAGCCUUAUCACGGCCGGCAGCGCAGCAGGACACUGAGCCAGUGGCUUUUGAGAGCGAUGGUAACGUUUGUUGCAACCUUACCCGUGCAGCAACUUGGCGCUUUCCCUACCUCCCUGAGCGAUUGCCAAACUCCCACAGGGUGGAACUGUUCUGGUUUUGAUGACCGAGAUAACGACCUGUUCCUCUGUGACACGAAUACGUGCAAGUUCGACGGGGAAUGUUUGCAGAUUGGAGAGACUGUGACAUGUGUCUGUGAAUUCAAGUGCAACAACGACUAUGUGCCAGUGUGUGGCUCUAAUAAGGAGAACUACCAGAACGAGUGCUUACUGCAGAAAGACGCCUGCAAGAGGCAAACUGAGGUCCUGGUGAUGUCCGAGGGAGCCUGUCCAGUCGAUGCAGGAUCAGGCUCUGGGGAUGAAGCUAACGAGGGCUCUGGAGAGACGAGCCAGAAAGAGACGUCCACCUGCGAUAUCUGCCAGUUCGGAGCCGAGUGCGACGAGGAUGCAGAGGAUGUCUGGUGUGUUUGCAACAUCGACUGUUCUCACAUUAGCUUCAAUCCCGUCUGCGCCUCUGAUGGCAAGUCCUAUGAUAACCCGUGUCAGGUGAAGGAGGCUUCCUGUCAGAGGCAGGAGAGGAUUGAGAUGAAGUAUCUGGGUAGAUGUCAAGAUAAUAUAACCACUGGAGACGGACAUUAUGCACGCACAGACACCACAGAUGAGAGCUGGAUAAAAGAGGAGAAUGCUGCCAAGGAGACGGCUCGAGGGCUGUACAUCCCCUGUCCAGAGCACUACUCGGACUACUGCGUCAACGGGAAGUGUGAAUACCCCGGAGACCUGCUGCAGCCCUCCUGCAGGUGUGACGCUGGCUUCAGCGGGGCGCACUGUGACAAGAAGGACUUCAACGUGCUGUACGUGGUCCCAGGAGCCGGAAAGCUGCGCUACGUCCUGAUCGCCUCCCUCAUCGGGGCUGUGCAGGUGGCCAUCAUCUGCGUCGUGGUGCUGUGUAUCACGCGCUGGGGAUGCAGACACCACAGCCCUCCUGUUAAGCCAACUUCCUGCACAGCUAACAAGAAAAUGCCCAAGAAGCAGCAGGAUAAACCGACAGAAACAAAACGCGACGCAUUACAGUUCAGACAAUACGACGCGAGCUUCGACCCGGUUGAUUUAGGACCAUGUGACCGUGCAAGAAGAGUAAACAGUACCUACCCCGUACCCCCCCACCACGGACUGCUCUGAGCUGGGUACACUGACGGAGGGGGCCGGGGGCAGGAUUAACACGUGUUGCCUUGCAUUUGUGGUAAACUACACCAAUGAUUACUGUACAAGAUACUACAGCUAUAUUUGAUUAUGUAUGGAUAUAGUUCAAAUAGUUAUACAUUGUCUUGAUGGGGUUUUUUCUGUAAUGUAAAU